Messenger RNA from Belonocnema kinseyi, 5473 nucleotides. RefSeq names its product protein dead ringer-like (gene retn). The transcript has 9 exons. Lineage: Eukaryota; Metazoa; Arthropoda; Insecta; Hymenoptera; Cynipidae. Bases 694 to 2649 code for a protein of 651 amino acids. Gene Ontology annotation, biological process: regulation of transcription by RNA polymerase II. Gene Ontology annotation, molecular function: DNA binding. The record is from RefSeq and is a predicted model, not a curated record. Gene Ontology annotation, cellular component: nucleus.
AUCGCAACAGGACGCGAGUGUGCGCGUAUCCCUGUCAGUAUCCGUCACUAUUUUUACUUUGCCGGUGUUUUAGUCCUCCCUGUUGUACGGUCUACCGUCCGUUUAUCCAUCUGAUUCCCGCGUAUCUUAAUCCUCUUAUCGCGGUUCAAGUGCUUCCGGACAUUGUAUACAAACACUUGAGUGAAUUUCCGAUCUCAACUACGAAAAGAGUGAGUCCUUCCUAUCUCACGACAUUGCGUAUUUCAUGCUCAGAAUUACCGGUUUUAUUUCGCAGGUGAUUUCAAAGUUUCCUUUCCGGUUCGCGUGUGAAAUUUGGAAGUGGUGACAAAAGUUGAGAACCUCGUGUUUCUAGUGACAGUUUAUUUUGUGUGGGAUUACAGAAGACGUGCGUGCGGUGAUCACUCUAGGAGGGAAAACAUGGACAAUUAUCGUUUCAAGGAUCGACGUUUGCGGUGCCAGUGAAGCACUGUGCUGAUUUCCGUUGUCGGAUUUCUGAUUCGAACGUAUUUUUGGAGUAGUUGAGAAUUUGUAAUUUCUCGAUAGGGAGAGACCGGUCGUCCUGCGUGACAACCUAACCUCUCUGUUUCGAGACCGCUUGGUCAGAUAGGCCUGACUUGGUAAGGAGACCGCGUCUAGCGGAUUACAGCAGCCAAAAUUCGGGUGAAGAAUAGGGAACCGUUGCCAUCCUACGCGAUGGAAAUAUCAGACGAGUACCAGGACAUGGGUAACUCCGGCGGAGGUGUUGCUAUGGCUAAUAUGCCAAUGCAUCACGGACACGCAUCUGACAGUCCAAUGUCGCACCAAGAAGAAGACCCGGAUUUGUCAGACCCUGAUCUACAAGAUGAAGAAAGUGGAGAGGAACUUCCACAACAGCCCCUUCAAGGAAACAAUCACACAUCACCGGAAAAUAAUUCCGUCCCAAUUAGCACACCGACUCCAAUAUCGCAUUUAAACAACCUCAUGAGUUCACACCAUCCCAGCUUUCUCGCAAAGUUAAAAAUGGAGAGUGACUUGGAGGCACUGAAUAACAAAAACGGCUUGGAGGCAUUACAAGCAGCUAUCGGAAGCGGUAACUUUGGUCUUCCAUUCUCGUUUCCGCCACCGUCAGCAUUUUUACCUCCACAUCAUCAUAGUCAAAAUAGUCAUUCUCAACCUGGCGGUGGAGGAACCGGUGACGGGGGUGGUGGUGGUAUCGGCAAUGCUAUGACGUCAUCUGCCAGUUCACACUCCAGCGAAUCGUCACAGGGUAGCGCCAGAAACGGCAUCGAGACUCGUGAACGAGAGAGUAGCAACCAUUCGCAAAGUAAUGCGCAAGGAAACUCACAUCAACAACAAACCAGCUGGAGCUUCGAGGAGCAGUUCAAACAGGUGCGUCAGUUGUAUGAAAUCAACAAUGAUCCAAGCAGAAAGGAAUUCCUGGAUGACCUUUUUAGUUUUAUGCAGAAAAGAGGAACGCCGAUCAAUAGAUUACCCAUCAUGGCAAAGUCAGUUCUAGACCUUUAUGAACUCUACAAUUUGGUUAUUGCCCGAGGUGGUUUGGUAGACGUAAUUAACAAGAAACUCUGGCAGGAAAUUAUCAAAGGUCUUCAUUUGCCGUCAAGCAUUACUUCUGCCGCCUUCACACUCCGCACUCAAUACAUGAAGUACCUCUAUCCAUAUGAGUGUGAUAGGAGGCAUUUGUCAACCCCAGCGGAACUGCAAGCAGCUAUCGAUGGUAACCGGAGGGAAGGACGAAGGAGCAGCUAUGGAGCAUACGGUGGUGCAGGUGAGACCCUCGUCCAGAGGAAUCCUCACACACCAAGUUCAUUGGCCCUCCAUCCGCAAAUGUCACCGUUGUCACUUGUCACCGCGGUGGCAGGUGGUCAACACCACGGGCCACAGUCUUUGGUUAACGGAAGCGCUGCACACACACCCCUAUCACAUCAUCCUCAUCAUCCCCAGCAUCCACAGGGAGCCAUGGGACAACCUGCCGUCCCUGGAAUGGCUCCAGAGUUUCAAGAACGGAUGGUGGAGUACAUUAAACUCUUGAAUAAGGAACUGAAGAACUCUGGUACCGCGGAGCAGAUGAUGAUGCUCAGACAAGGUAGUGGAUCCCCUCCAAGAUCAACAUCUCCUCGAGAGAGUGGCUUCAAUGUUCUUGAUAUGAGUAAAUUACAUAUGUGGAAUAUGUUCAACAAUAAUACUCUUUACCCAGGAGUCGGCGGCCAUCAUCAACCAUUUUCUCCACAGCCAACUCAUUCCCCUGUUCCACCAGAAGCGAGUCCUGAACCACAGAGAGAAGCACUGGAUCUUGGACUCAGAUCACCGCCAACGUCCUCAUCCCCGCCAAGGCAGAGUCCUCUUUCGUCUGGUGGUAGUAUUCAAGUAAAGAAUGAGCAGGAUUUAGUCGGCAGAUCUGCACCUGCAGCCAUUAAAAGGCUUAGGUUAGAAGACGAAACUCCUGAGGAUAGAGAUAUAUUAUCCAAUCCACGCACCAACAUAACGAUCUCCAACCGAGGUGACGGACGUAAUGGAGAUAAUUCGCUUGUGGUUAGUAUAGAGUUGAAUGGAGUUAUGUACCAAGGUGUUCUGUUUGCGCAAACUGCAAGUAGAAACAUGACGCCCGCUUCCACCAACAGUACGAAGACACCGCGAAGUCUCGUCUCGUGAAGAGAUCUCAGACGAGCGCUGCUAAUUUGGUCUCCUAAACACUUCGAGAUUUAGUUACAGUCUUGUUCGUCUAACCCAGAUCGAAGCAGUCUCUUCCUCAAAUGUUUCCUAAUUGCCGAAUGUUAGAGUUUAUUCUAUUUCAGAGACACAAAUCGUCCAUAAAACAUCGUUUAGUACAACGUUUGAUGUUGCCUCUGUUGAUACAUUUAGAUUUAAUAGAUACGCGAUUUUAAUUCCAGAACCUUGGAGUAAUGAAAUUCCUGUUUGCGAUUUAUAAAUUUGAUCGGUGAUUGUAAAUAACUGUAGAUGAUUGCUUAAGAUUUUGAAGGCACUUUUAACAACUGAAACCUAGAUAGUGCUUUUAUUUCAAUCAUAAUUAAUUUGUUAGUCGAGAACCAGAGCUUAUUUUAUGAGAUGAACUUUAUGACUUGAAGCUUGCACAUUUUUAUUUGAGCGAGCAUGACUUUCCGGUAUUCGUAGACUGUUUCGUUCUGGAUGAAUUGAGUGUAUGUUGGAUGAAAAAGGCGAGGAUGUAUGAUUUGCGUGCAAUUAAUAGAAUAUUUUAGAUUUUAAAACCCAUUCGCCUUGCGCUUCUUUCACUGAAUUAGAGUUAACCAAAAAGUUGCACUCAGUAUUACCACUUUUUUCAAAAUGAUAAAUUAUAGAAUAACAUUCCUUGAAAUUUGCAGAAAGUCAAUUCAUGCCAAUCAAUCGUCAAUUUCAACUUUUUUUUUAUACGUAACUGGUAAUACUGAUGUAAAACGAGUAAUGAAAUAUUUAAUCGAAGGUCUGUAGUAGUUGUACGAUACCAUGGCUGUUGGAUCUGGUCCUUAAAAUGAAAGAAAAAAAUAUUGCGAGGUGCGUUUUAAUCAGAAGUGCUUGGCCAGAAUUAGUAUUAUAGAAGUAUGCCAGAAAUGUAUUUCCGGCACAAACAGUCGAGGUUUUUUUUUGUAUUUUACCCCCUUCAUUAAAUCAAAACGAAUUAAUUUAUUUAUUAGCCUCGAUUUCUAGAUGUGCGCGGUUCGCGUUCGCGCUGCGAGUAAACCACGUGAAUACUUUUACUCGCUUCGAGAAAGCUUACUUAGGUUUUCUCGUCGAUUUUUAUAGCAUUUUAAUCAGUUCUUAAAUGUGUAAAUGAUUUUCGUAAGGUGACAACUUCCGCGUCCGAAAAAGGGAAGGAACCGUUAGAAGUGAGGUAAACCUUCUCUUUGUCGUUAUAUUUGUUAAGUUUGUACAUAUCAUGAACGAAAGAUCUGACUUAAUACAAUUCGACUCUGUAUAAAUAUUUAGUGAUGCUUUUAUUAUUGGAAUUUUCGAGAUUUUUAUCAAUGUUUCGCUUAGUAAAAUUCUUUAAUAAUUAUUUUUCUUCGAGCGUCUCGAGUCCGCUCUUCUUCUUAGUUGAUAUCUGGAUUGCCAGUAUUCAGAUGAAUUUAAAUUGUAAAAAGUACGUAAUACGGCAAUAGUAGGAAAUGUUGCGAAUUUUUAAAAACUGAGACGUCCACACUCUGCUUCAUGCGCAAAAACAAGUAAAAGUGGUAGAUAUUUUUUUUUUAAAUUGAAUCUCAAAAGGUAUGCGAAUUUUUUAUAGUUUUUUUAAAGAUUUAAAACUUUGUACAGCAUUUAUCAAUAUUAUUAUUGUUUGCAACAUUUUCACAUCUUCAUUUUGACAAAACAGAAAGUUGGUUUCAAGUUACGUGAAAUUAGACGAUUCCGAAAAAUGUUUAUUGGAUAGUAGGACAAUUAUAAAGAAUGGAAAAAUGAUUGGUUCGUGUUGACAUAAAGCGUGAACGUCUAAUAAAAAUUUCGCAGCUGCUAAAUAGAAAAAAAAAACGAUAUAAUCUAUGUAAUGUACGUCGAGUCUUAAAUUAUGUUUUAGGCGUCGUAUGCAAUAUUAUGCAGAUAUAAGACAAGCAUCUGAUUUAGUCAUAAUAGUUAGGUUUACCUGUGUAGAUGAGAUAAGAUAAUGUAAAGAUAUCGAUGAAGAAUAAGCCUCGAAUGUCAAGAGUUUAUCUUAUUUUAUGAAUUAACAAAUAAGUGCGGAGCAAAAGGAAUAUUUUAUUGUUCAUAGAUGGAAGUUUAGCCAAAAAAGACUGUUACAUAGGACGAAUAUUACUCUAGAUUAAUUCUUACUACGAUUACUAUUAACGAUAUUAUUAUCAUCAUUGUCAUCACGAUCAUUAUUAGUAUUACUGUUAGUAAUUUACUAAUGCGGCUACCACUGCUACGUUCGUGGUCUUUCCAAUCAAAAUUGCUGUCCAAUUCUUGUCUGAACUUCGCACCUUUCGUUGAAGAGUCAUUUAUUUUAACACUUUGUAUUGUCAGCUGGUUUUGUAAAAUCGGCGAACGUUCUCUUUUUAAAGACAUUUGUAGUAUCGUUUACUCAAAAUGAAUGGAAGAUAGUUAACAGGCUUAACUCAAGUUUUAAGCAUUGAAGUAAGAAAAGUGGUUCUUUGUUAUCGAUUCCGGAGGCUCGCUGUGACAUGCAAUGUUCUUAUAUGUCUCAUUUAUUUGUGAUUUAGCGAGAAGCUCGUUAGGCAUUUGUUAAUGUUUUGGGCCACCUUGCAUAUACGCGUAAGUGAUUCUCCUAGGUACAUUGAUUUUUUAAAUAUGUAAUAAAUAAUAACUACAAUUGCACUACAUGUACACACAUACUACAAUAAUAAUCACUGUUGUAUAUAUAUAUUAUCGUUUAAAGGAGAAACAAAAAACCGAUGACAUUUAUCUAUUAUAAACUCCUUAAGUAGCGACUUACAUACUCUCUGUAAAUCUAUGUAAACGUGCCCCACGAAUAUAUGAAUAAAAACAACAUUACUUUUAGCUUCAA